GUGCGUGUGCGUGUGUGUGGUAGGGAGGAAUGCGUGUAUGGCAGAGGUGGGGCGCGAGCGCGCAAGAGAGGAAAAGAGAGAGAGCGAUAGCAGUGGGAAGAGGUCGCUAUUAACCGAAUACAUUACAGUCAACGUCUCCCACGGGUUUGCAAAGGGGGAAAGACUAUACUUGCAUUAGCGACAAACAAUUCGAUGUAAAUCAUCAUUAUGGAUUGGAGAUCCCACCGCUUUCUUGUGAAAUACUGCUGCUUUUUGUGAGCUACACAGUGAAAGGGUUGAAGCCAACUGCUAUGCCUAAUGUAAUCCUUUAAUCUGGUGAAGCUAGCCCGGAACUCAGGGGCGCCCCUGAACUAUCCCAGUGGACCAAGGAUUGGGGUGCCGGCAAGGGGAUGUGGAGCGUACUGCGGAGAAGCUGAAUUGUUGCCCGGACUUUUCCUUGCCACAAUGUCGAGCGCAACCCUAAUAAUCUCAGAGGAAAAUCUGGUCGAGAUGCGUGGACUACGAAGUAGCAUCACCAGUCAUGAAACGGACUUUGUGUAUUGCCUGAGCGCGUAAAUCAAGCGCUUCUGCGGCACCAAACCAGGGAUAGAUCUAUGAUGUUAAGUGGAUAUGCGGUUUCAAGACUUUCAUCCUCACCCAAAAAGAAUCAUUACCAUGUGAGGACUGUUCUUCCUGUGAGAGUGCUGGAGUACCUCUGUCCAUCACCAUGGCAUUUGACAGAUUAAACACCUCAAUGCCCUCUACAAGUUUGUCUCUGGAUCCAAAUGUCAAGUCCAGGGGAGGCAAAAUAUCUCUGGGCCCAGCAGCUAGUGAUGUGACAGAGAGAGAGGUAGAGUGAAAGAAAGACAGCAAGACAAAGAAAGGGUCUUUCCAAUGAUAACCCCGGAUCUAGCUUGGAUGGGUCUAAGGUGUCUGCGAUUUUAAAUAUCCUCCACCCCCAAUCCCACCACUGCAAGGAGAAGGAAAAAUGUGAUGAGCGUUGCUAUUGUCCCCUAUACCAGCGUAGAUGGAUGCCGAUGAAGGAGGCACAUUGUUUAAUGAGACCAUUGCUCUUGUGCUGGGAGGCUUGGGACAGCCAAUUACAGAAGGAUUACCAGUAGCCUCCUCCAACGACAGUGCACAUUUACAGGCAAAUUGAACUAAGCAACCCUAUAACCACACUGGGGAAAGUCAAAGAACCCUCCUGUGUGGAUUGCUACUUGUUUUUAAGCGUCCUCUCUAAAUCAAAGGAGGUGGUUUUGUUAAUUGCUUUUCUGACAAGACUCUCAACUUGCCUUUCACAAUGGAGAUACAAUUGCGAUUGUGGAAUAAAGACUGGGCCUCUUUUCUCAGGCCAUGGAUACCCAUACUGCUAGGCCUCCACCUUCAAUUCUCCCGGGCCUCCAACUGCCCUGAGGAGUGUCGCUGCGACCGUACCUUUGUUUACUGCAACGAGAGGAGCUUGACAUCUGUGCCUCUGGGGAUCGGCGAGGGCUACAAGACCCUCUACCUCCACAACAACCAAAUCAACAAUGCUGGCUUUCCUCUGGAGCUUCACCACGUCGCCUCCGUGGAGAACGUGUACCUCUAUGGCAACCAGCUGGAUGAGUUCCCCAUUAACCUGCCCAAGAAUGUGCGGGUGCUCCACCUCCAGGAAAACAACAUCCAGACCAUCUCACGAGCAGCUCUGGCACAGCUUCUGUGGCUGGAAGAGCUACACCUGGAUGACAACUCCAUAUCGACCGUAGGGGUGGAAGAAGGGGCGUUCCGGGAGGCUGUGAGCCUUAAGAUGCUUUUCCUCACCAAGAACCACAUGAGCAGCGUGCCCAUUGGUCUGCCUGAGGACCUGAAGGAACUGCGUCUGGACGAGAACCGUAUUGCUGUCAUCGCCGAGGAGGCGUUCAGGAAUGUUACUCGCCUAGAGCGCCUCCUGUUGGAUGGGAACCUUCUGACAGAUGAGGGCAUUGCCCCUGGAACCUUCCAGGACCUGACGACCCUUCGCGAGCUCUCUUUGGCCCGUAACUCCCUUACAUACCCGCCCUCACUGCUCCCGGGCGAGGUCCUGGCGAAGCUGAAUUUCCAGGAGAAUCAGAUGAAUAAGAUCCCUGUGGCGGCGUUUUCGGGGUUAAGAAAGUUGGAGAGGCUGGAUAUCUCCAGCAACCAGCUGCAGUCGCUGACACAGGGGGUCUUUGACGGUCUCAUCAGCCUGAGACAGCUCACUGUUCGGAACAACCUUUGGCUGUGUGACUGCAGCAUUAAAUGGGUGGUAGUGUGGUUAAAGUCUUUGCCAGCCUCGCUCAACGUGCGCGGUUUCAUGUGCCAAAAGCCAGAGAGGGUCCGGGGGAUGGUGAUCAGGGAGCUCAACGACGAGCUCAUCCAGUGCCCCCACAGCACGCCGGCGGCACCGUUGCCCACCCACCUGCCCACCUCUGCAGGGCAAAGUACCCUCUCCAAUGCCCCCUCAACAUCGGAACACCCCACAGCUACUCAAUUCCCUGAUUACACCUCCAAAAAACCCUCUGCCCCGGCACAAACACCCCUACUGCCCACCUACCCACCCACAGACAGGGAACAUAGAACUAAGAAGCCCCUGGACCCUCGAAGGGAGACGUUGCAAGUCACCUUCGCUGUCCUCAAUGGCUCUGCGAUCCAUGUCAGCUGGAUGGCGGCCUUCCCCGUCACGGCCUACAAGGUCACGUGGGCAAGGAUGGGACCCAGUCUCAACGGGGACACGGUUCGGGAGAGGAUGGUGGGUGGGGAGCACCGGGGCAUCCGACUGGCUAACCUGGAGCCUAAAUCCACCUAUCGCAUCUGUGUCAUCCCACUGGAUGCUUUCAAUAACUACCGUCCCAAAGAUGACACAGUGUGCACAGAGGCUAUCACCACACCAGCUUCCUUCAACCCUGAUAACAAAGGACCGUCCGGUCCGGAGCAGGCCACACAACAGGACCCCAGCACUCCCUUCUUACUAGCUGGUCUCAUCGGUGGGGCAGUGAUUGUAGUCCUUGUGCUGCUACUAAGCAUAUUCUGCUGGCACAUGCACAAGACAGGCAGGUCAUCCUCCACCAACUGGAAAUACAACCGAGGCAGGAGAAAAGACGAUUACUGCGAAGCGGGCACCAAAAAAGAUAACUCCAUCUUGGAAAUGACUGAAACCAGCUUCCAGAUUGUCUCGCUUAACAAUGAGCAGCUCCUCAAGGGAGAUUUUCGCAUCCAGCCUAUUUACACCCCUAAUGGGGGCAUAGGCUUCAGAGACUGCCCCCUGGGGAACAACAGCACAGUGUACUGCAAGAAUAAUGUUCAGGAUGCAGACUUCUGCCAUACAUAAUGGUUUUGGAUAAAGAAAAAAGACUAGAGAAACCUUUGUAUUAAGAAAUAUCCUACACUUACAGGACAUUGUACAGUAUAUAUUUCAAAGACCUCUGUCAACAAUGUAAUUUAUACAACGGCUGGACAAUAAUAUUGGAUUCAGCAAUGCUUUUUUUAUAUUCUUCAGUACAAUCUUGAUUUAUUUGUAAGUUAUUGGUGUUUCUCAAAGUUGUGCUACUGUACUAAGUUCUGUUUGAGCAGACUUGUACAAUCAGAACUCAAUCAUUAGCAUAUUCAAGAUGUUAGGUUUGUAUGUGAUUGCCACAGAUAUCAGGCUAUUUGAAGUCACAGAUAGCAAGUGUAAAAACAAAUUAGAUCUGCUAGACAAGUGAAAGAACCCACAUGAAUAGUAGUCAUAAGACAUGAUGCACAAUUUGGCCAGGAGAAUACAAAUUUAGAAAGGGUUUUCUGUAAAAUGGGUGGAGGUGGAAAGAAAGAGAAACUUCUUAUACAUUUUACCACAAGAGAGCAGAGUUUUGCAAACUUUAAUACAUCAAGUAGCUGUGGCUAUGCAGUUAUGCUGCACUGGCAAUUUAUACAUGAAAGUUUUAGCUGAAUUCCUGAUACAAGUAUUACAUUUAAACAAGUAAAUAUUUUUUAUUUGUCCAGUGAUAACUUAUGUCUGAUAAACAAUUGACAAUUCAAAUAUGACACUUACUGUUUAUUGUAGAUUUGGGCUAUUUACAUAAUUUAUUGAUUAAAGUAUUUUUUUUCUGGAUUAUACACAGGUCACAUGUUUGCUUUCCAAACUAGAAAAACAGUUGAAUAACUACAGUAUGUGUUUUGUGAUAGUUGAGUUUGAACCAUGAGUGUAACUUGUAGGGGAAUAUACUGUAACAAGCACAUCUGACACCUAUUCAGCAGAAUGGGAACCAAUUAUUUUAGAAUUUAAUCAGCCGAAAAUAAGGUUAUGGUAAUACAGUAUAUGUGCCUUGAAAUUAUCAUCUUACAAUGUAAAGUCUUUUGAAUCUAUGUUUUUGCACAAACGUGUACUGUAUAUAUACAAUUGAAUUGUUGUUGAACAAAAAAUUAUGACCUUGUACUUCAUUAUUACUUAUAAAAUCACACUCGCUCCUUGUUUUAUAAAUCACACUUAUGAUCCAUAUGAACUGGAACCCAGAUUGGACAUGGUUAAUAAUGACAUCCCCUUUCCACAUUUACAAAAUAUAUAUGUCACACAUGUUAUCCUUGAGAUGUUCAAUUGCACUACAUGUAGGCCUACAUAUGUCCACAUUUGUUCACUUAAGUGGCUACUUUAUUUUAUCUUUUUUUAUGAUUUUCUUUUUUUCAGGUCAGUGUGCCCCUGAACUGUCCUCAAUACUGUGGACUGUCGAGGGCUUGUAGAUGUCCAGGACUUUACUGAACUAUUUUGAACAUUAGUUUUAUAGUAAUAAUACGCAAUUUAUGACCUUUGCCCUCCACUGUGAUAUACAAAAACAGUUGACAGCCAUUGAACCCAUUGACCAAGGUCCUCCAAAACUGUGUUUCACCAAACAAACAAACACAAAUUAUGUUGUGGUAGCAUGUCUUGAGCUCAGUGCUGAUGAAAACUGAAUGCCCAGCAUGGGCUAUAAUUGGAAGGAGUAUACCUUUAAUUUCAGAUGAUUAUUGUGUAUUGUUUUGAGUGUGUGUUGAUCUAAUCCUUGCGCCAU
Messenger RNA from Hypomesus transpacificus, 5000 nucleotides. RefSeq names its product leucine-rich repeat transmembrane protein FLRT2. Gene Ontology annotation, molecular function: protein binding. The transcript is spliced from 3 exons. NCBI's taxonomy places the organism in Eukaryota, Metazoa, Chordata, Actinopteri, Osmeriformes, Osmeridae. The record is from RefSeq and is a predicted model, not a curated record. Bases 1283 to 3307 code for a protein of 674 amino acids.